AUGAACACUGUGAUAACCACAAGCAACACUGCUAACGACAAUGAACACUGUGAUAACGACAAGGAACAAUGUGAUAACGACAAGGAACACUAUGACCUUUUCAAACCCGGAUUUUUCCACGGGUCUGAUAACGACAAGGAACACUGUAAUAACGACAAGGAACACUGUAAUAACGACAAGGGACACUGUAAUAACGACAAGGAACACUGUGAUAACGACAAGGAACGCUGUAUUAGCGACAAGGGACACUGUAAUAACGACAAGGAACACUGUGAUAACGACAAGGAACGCUGUAUUAGUGACAAGGGACACUGUGAUAACGACAAGGAACACUAUGAUAACGACAAGGAACGCUGUAUUAGCGACAAGGGACACUGUGAUAACGACAAGGAACACUAUGAUAACGACAAGGAACGCUGUAUUAGCGACAAGGGACACUGUGAUAACGACAAGGAACACUAUGAUAACGACAAGGAACGCUGUAUUAGCGACAAGGGACACUGUGAUAACGACAAGGAACACUGUGAUAACGACAAGGAACACUGUGAUAACGACAAGGAACACUAUGAUAACGACAAGGAACGCUGUAUUAGCGACAAGGAACACUGUGAUAACGACAAGGGACACUGUGAUAACGACAAGGAACACUAUGAUAACGACAAGGAACGCUGUAUUAGUGACAAGGGACACUGUGAUAACGACAAGGGACACUGUGAUAACGACAAGGAACGCUGUAUUAGCGACAAGGGACACUGUGAUAACGACAAGGAACACUAUGAUAAUGACAAGGAACGCUGUAUUAGCGACAAGGGACACUGUGAUAACGACAAGGAACACUGUAUUAGCGACAAGGGACACUGUGAUAACGACAAGGAACACUAUGAUAACGACAAGGGACACUGUGAUAACGACAAGGAACACUAUGAUAACGACAAGGGACACUGUGAUAACGACAAGGAACGCUGUAAUAACGACAAGGAACACUAUGAUAACGACAAGGAACACUAUGAUAAUGACAAGGAACGCUGUAUUAGCGACAAGGGACACUGUGAUAACGACAAGGAACACUGUGAUAAUGACAAGGAACGCUGUAUUAGCGACAAGGGACACUGUGAUAACGACAAGGGACACUGUGAUAACGACAAGGAACACUAUGAUAACGACAAGGAACACUGUGAUAACGACAAGGAACACUAUGAUAACGACAAGGGACACUGUGAUAAUGACAAGGAACGCUGUAAUAACGACAAGGAACACUAUGAUAACGACAAGGAACACUAUGAUAAUGACAAGGAACGCUGUAUUAGCGACAAGGGACACUGUGAUAACGACAAGGAACACUAUGAUAACGACAAGGGACACUGUGAUAACGACAAGGAACACUAUGAUAACGACAAGGGACACUGUGAUAACGACAAGGAACGCUGUAAUAACGACAAGGAACACUAUGAUAACGACAAGGAACACUAUGAUAAUGACAAGGAACGCUGUAUUAGCGACAAGGGACACUGUGAUAACGACAAGGAACACUGUGAUAAUGACAAGGAACGCUGUAUUAGCGACAAGGGACACUGUGAUAACGACAAGGAACACUGUGAUAACGACAAGGAACGCUGUAAUAACGACAAGGGACACUGUGAUAACGACAAGGAACACUGUGAUAACGACAAGGAACGCUGUAUUAGCGACAAGGGACACUGUGAUAACGACAAGGAACACUAUGAUAACGACAAGGAACGCUGUAUUAGCGACAAGGGACACUGUGAUAACGACAAGGGACACUGUGAUAACGACAAGGAACACUGUGAUAACGACAAGGGACACUGUGAUAACGACAAGGGACACUGUGAUAACGACAAGGAACACUGUGAUAACGACAAGGAACGCUGUAUUAGCGACAAGGAACACUGUGAUAACAGUUCAUACAUGCAUCAUGCAGUAUAUGCAUUCUCGAGAAUGCAACGGUUCCUACUCUGUGACUGUUGGGUUGAAAUUUAA
Molecule: messenger RNA, 1998 nt
Organism: Haliotis rufescens (red abalone)
Lineage: Eukaryota; Metazoa; Mollusca; Gastropoda; Lepetellida; Haliotidae
Product: prolow-density lipoprotein receptor-related protein 1-like
Exons: 2
Coding region: 1-1998 (665 amino acids)
Molecular function (GO): protein binding
Source: RefSeq, a predicted model, not a curated record